AUGAUGACGCUUCGAGAAAAACAAAUCCAUGCUCUGAAGCAAAUGUUAAAUUUAAACCAGCAGGAGACAAAAGCCACGACAGCUGUUCCAACCUGGAAAAUAUUAAUUUACGACCGUGUAGGUCAAGAUAUUAUUUCACCGCUGAUUUCUGUCAAAGAAUUACGUGACUUAGGUAUAACAUUGCACAUGCAAUUACAUUCAGACAGAGAUGUAAUCCCCGAAGUCCCAGCAAUAUAUUUCUGCGCUCCAACAGAAGAAAACAUAGGUCGUAUCGGUCAAGAUUUCCAAAGUGGUUUGUACGACAUUUAUCACUUGAAUUUUAUAUCCCCAAUAUCUCGACAAAAAAUGGAAGACCUGGCAUCAGCAGCACUUUUAGCCGGUGCAGUUGCCAACAUCCACAAAGUCUUCGAUCAGUAUCUCAACUUUAUUACCUUGGAAGAUGAUAUGUUCGUUCUGAGGCAUCAAAACAGCGAUAUGAUAUCCUACCACGCGAUAAACCGCGGAGAGAUUAAGGACACCGAGAUGGAAUCAAUCAUGGACAUUAUAGUCGACAGCCUGUUCUCAGUCUUCGUAACUCUAGGAACUGUUCCAAUAAUCCGGUGCCCACGUGGUAACGCCGCAGAGAUGGUUGCCAAGAAGCUGGACAAAAAGCUCAGAGAGAAUGUCUGGGACACAAGGAACAGUUUGUUCCAAGGUGAAGUCGGGGGUACUGGACACUUUUCAUUUCAGCGACCGCUCUUGAUAGUCUUGGACCGGAGUGUCGACAUGGCGACGCCGCUGCAUCACACUUGGACCUAUCAGGCGCUGGCUCACGACGUUCUUGAGCUGGCGCUCAAUCGGCUGGUGGUUGAAGAAAAUGUUGGGCGAUCUCCAGCUGGAGGCGCCAGGUCCAAAACUCGACCUUGCGAGCUUAAUAAUACCGACCGCUUUUGGUCUCAGCAUAAAGGCAGUCCCUUUCCUCGGGUCGCUGAGGCCAUUCAGGAAGAAUUGGAGCAGUACCGCGUCUGCGAGGAAGAAGUUAAAAAACUUAAAAGCUCGAUGGGUAUUGACGGUGAUAUGGACAUACCCGGUAAUAUGGUAGCCAACAACACAGCCCGGCUGACAAAUGCAGUGAACUCUUUACCGCAACUAUUGGACAUGAAGCGGCUGAUUGACAUGCACACGACAAUCGCCACGGGAAUUCUAAAUUCCAUAAAGUCACGUCGACUUGACACGUUCUUUGAAAUAGAAGAAAAAAUAAUGAGCAAGCAAACUUUAGACCGCAGCAUUCUUGAUAUUAUUAAUGACCCAGAGGCUGGUACGCCUGAGGAUAAAAUUCGGUUGUUUAUUAUUUAUUACCUCUGUACAAACAUGUCGGAAGUUGAGUUCAACAAGCAUGAAGCUGCGUUAGCCAAUGCUGGAUGCGAUCUCAAUCCACUUAUGUACAUAAAGAGAUGGAGGGGAUACACAAAAUUAUCAGGUAUUCAAAAUAGUUAUGAAGGUGGUGGUACUAAAACUGUUAGUAUGUUUUCUAAACUUAUGAAUCAGGGUUCGUCGUUUGUGAUGGAAGGAGUGAAAAAUCUUGUCGUUAAAAAACAUAAUUUACCUGUAACUAAAAUAGUUGACGAAUUAAUAGAAAUGAAACAAAGUCCAAGUACUGAAGAUUAUUAUUAUCUUGAUCCAAAGCAAUUGAAACAAAUUGAACAUGUACCUAAAAAUCGUACUACAUUCCAAGACGUUAUUGUAUUUAUCGUUGGUGGUGGUAAUUACAUUGAGUAUCAAAACUUGAACGACUAUGUAAAGCAAAAAACAAGUAGUGGUGCCAACAAACGAGUUAUCUACGGUUCAACGACGUUAAUAAACGCCCGACAAUUUAUCAAACAAUUGUCAUUACUCGGGCAAGAAGUCCACUGA
Cotesia congregata is the source of this 1893-nucleotide messenger RNA. The record is from the annotation of a GenBank genome assembly. Lineage: Eukaryota; Metazoa; Arthropoda; Insecta; Hymenoptera; Braconidae.